CCAGGACAGCAGCAGCAAGUGAUGCCAUCUGUCUUAUCAGCGCUGAGGGAAAACCGUUGAAAACCGUUGGAUAUCUCAAGAAAUAGAAGGGGGAUGCAAGCACUUUUUGGUGAAUCACUAAAAUGAGCUUGAUUUGUAUUUUUAUCCGCAUUUUUACAUUUUACGAGUGACUUCAAAGUUGUUUUCUAUUUUUUUUAAUUGUUUAAUAUAGCCUAUAUUUUUUUAUUUGAAUUGCAUUGCUUUCCCCCCCUAAUGGAUGGAAUUGAAGGCGAAUGACGCACCACACUGAAAUUAUUUAAAUGUUUUACGUGUUCUAGUGUGGAGGCAUUUUGGAGUGGUCGGACAGCCCACGUCAAGCUCUAGAACCUUUAGAACACCUGAUUCUUCUGUCGAUAACACACCGAUGCCAAGUGGAACUCUUUCUCUCUCUGUUUACAUUUUACUCUCUUAGGCAAUUCAUCCACUGCAACUUUUUCAUUUAGCUCACCAGACCAGACGCACUCUUGUUUAGUUUUUACCCCAAGGAACUAUUAAAUCGUUUUUCCCUUUUAAGGUUUUUGAAAUGACGAGCCAAAGUACUGAGAGAAGUAGGCCUCUAGGGACUCUGGCGUUGCUCCGUUCCGCUUUGCUGUUGGGUCUUCUUCACAUUGGUGCACCAGAGGCGAGGAGGCUACGGGGCAGCCGCGCGCAACACCGGAGAGCCUCGGCCAUGCCGUCCCCAACGUUAACAUACAGGGACCGGGUAGUAGAGGGGACCGGAGCCGGUGAGAGCUUCCCGUUAGACUUCACCGCUGUCGAGGGGAACAUGGACAACUUCAUGACCCAAAUUAAAAACCUGGCGCAGUCGCUGUACCCGUGCUCGGCGCAGAAGCUGGACCAGGACAUGAGGCUGCACUUCUUGGACAAUUCCUCUGCGACGUGUAACGAUGGAUCUCCAGCGGGGUACUACAUCAAGGAAUCUAAAGGCAGCAAGAGAUGGCUGAUAUUCUUGGAGGGUGGAUGGUACUGUGUCAACAGACAGACUUGUGACACCAGGUACCAGACAAUGAGAAGAUUCAUGAGCUCCCUCAAGUGGCCACGCACCAGAACAGGUACAGGUAUUCUGUCUCCUCAGCCAGAGGAGAACCCCUAUUGGUGGAAUGCCAACAUGGUGUUCAUCCCAUACUGCUCUAGUGAUGCCUGGAGUGGAGCCUCAGCAAAGACUGACCAAAGUGACUAUGCGUUCAUGGGCUCAGUGAUCAUUAAGGAGGUGGUUAAUGAGCUGCUUACUAAAGGACUGGACAGCGCUAAGGUCCUGCUACUGGCUGGGAGCAGUGCGGGGGGUACAGGUGUACUACUGAACGUGGACCGUGUGGCGGAGCACCUGGAGUCCCGGGGACACGGGGAGAUUCAGGUCCGGGGUCUGGCUGACUCUGGCUGGUUCCUGGAUAACAAGCAGUACAGAUCUACAGACUGUCACAGCACCAUCAGCUGUGACCCUAUUGAGGCUAUCAGGAGAGGAAUCAGGUACUGGGGUAGUGUGGUGCCAGAGAGCUGCAGACAGACUCACAUAGGAGAGGAGUGGAACUGCUUCUUCGGAUAUAAAGUCUACCCCACGCUCAAGAGUCCAGUGUUUGUGGUCCAGUGGUUAUUUGACGAGGCCCAGUUAACAGUAGAUAACAUCCACCUGACUGGUCAUCCGGUCCACGAGGGACAAUGGAGAUACAUACAGAAUCUGGGCAAUGAGCUGAGGAACACACUCAAAGAUGUCCCGGCCCUGUUUGCUCCAGCCUGCCUAUCCCAUGAGGUCAUCACCAGGAAUUACUGGAUGGACAUCCAAGUCAAAGGAACCUCCCUCCCCAGAGCCCUACACUGCUGGGACCGUGGUCUCCACGACAACAACCUCCACCAAAGAUCCUCCAACAACGACACCCAUGGCAACAAUCCUAACCCCACCCCCAACAAGGCUCUGCCCCCAGCUUCGCCUCCGAGGCGCUGUCCUCUGCGUCUGAUUGACAGCUGCCCCUGGCCUCACUGUAAUCCCACCUGUCCCACUAUACGAGAUCAGAUCACCGGACAGGAAAUGAGCGUGAUCCAGUUCCUGAAACACAUGGGGUUUGAUGUUGCCAAGAUGGCCCAGCAACAGGGCAUGGACGCAGGGAAACUGCUGGGGAUGCUGAAUAACGGGAACUGAGCAGGGAGAGACUCACACAGGUAGCUGAAAUGAAACGCUCACACACACACUCUGACACAGCAGGGCCAUAGAACGCUUUGGUGGAGAUGAACGGAACUCAAUGCAACAGAAUAGAAACAGAACUGAACUCUAAGCAACAGGACUGAACUCUAAGCAACAGGACUGAACUCUAAGCAACAGGACUGAACUCUAAGCAACAGGACUGAACUCUAAGCAACAGGACUGAAGUCUAAGCAACAGGACUGAAGUCUAAGCAACAGGACUGAAGUCUAAGCAACAGGACUGAACUCUAAGCAACAGAACUGAACUCUAAACAACAGAACUGAACUCUAAGCAACAGAACUGAACUCUAAG
This is a messenger RNA of Oncorhynchus mykiss (rainbow trout), 2527 nucleotides long. The record is from RefSeq and is a predicted model, not a curated record. Lineage: Eukaryota; Metazoa; Chordata; Actinopteri; Salmoniformes; Salmonidae.